GCCAAACCAACUCCCUUUCUAUCGCUGAGGUAACGCAAGAACGGCCGGUGUCUGGUUUCGGGGCGGCAGCAAGGUAAGGUCCCGCUUCGUGGGCGGGGUUGAAGGCGGGGAGGUCCGGCAGGGGACGCGCUGUCACUCUGCUUCAUCCCCGCUUCCUGGUCAGCGUCCCGCCCCCUCGGAUGCCCGCUCCCUGCCUGCACCUAGCACUUGGGAACGCGGAUUCCUCUCUCUCUGGGAGGGUCCUUCCCUUCCUCCACCCUCUGCUUUCCUCUCAGGUGAGGCCUCCAUGGAGCGGUUCCUGGCCCAGUUGUGCGGCACCAGCGCGUUGCAGCCACUCCCUGUGUGGGAGGGGGACACCACCGGCCACUGCUUCACCCAGCUGGUGCUCAGCACCCUGCCCCACGCGCUCCUCGCUGUGCUCAGUGCCUGCCACUGGGGCAACCCGAGGAAUCCAGGUUCCAUCCUGCGCUGCAGUCCUGGCUGGCGGGUCCGACUUGCAGCCUCCUUCCUGCUCUCCAUUUUUCCACUGCUAGACCUCUUUCCAGUCAUUUUGCCACCAGGGGCAGGCCCAGGGCCCAUAGGGCUAGAGGUGCUGGCCGGGGGCGUGGCAGCUGUGGCCUGGAUCAGCCACAGCCUGGCCCUGUGGGUGUUGGCUCAUUCCCCUCAUGGCCGCUCCCGGGGGCCCUUGGCCUUGACUCUGACUGCCUUCCUGCCAGCCCCAGCCCUAGUGCUGACCCUGCUAUGGCACUGCCAGCAAGGCACACUUCUGCCUCCACUUCUUCCAGGGCCCCUCUCCCGCCUAUGCCUUCUCAUCCUGCAGCUGGCUGCACUCUUGGCCUAUGGACUGGGCUGGGCAGUCCCUGGGCGGCCACAGGAACCCUGGGCCCAGGAGCCCCUCCUCCCCGAGGGACAGGAGCCCGAGGUAGCUGAAGAUGGGGAGAGCUGGCUGUCACGCUUUUCCUAUGCCUGGCUGGCACCAUUGCUGGCCCGUGGGGCCCGUGGAGAGCUCCGGCACCCCCAGGACACUUGCCGCCUCCCUGACAGGCUGCACCCAACCUACCUAGCCCGUGUCUUCCAGGCACGAUGGCAGGAGGGGCCCCGAAUGUGGAGGGCCCUGUAUGGGGCCUUGGGGCAGCGCUACCUGGCACUUGGACUGCUGAAGCUGGUGGGGACCAUGCUGGGAUUCUCAGGACCCUUGCUGCUGUCCCUACUGGUGGGCUUCCUGGAGGAGGGGCAGGAGCCACUAAGCAAUGGCCUGCUGUAUGCCCUGGGGCUGGCCGGUGGGGCCGUUCUGGGCGCCGUGCUACAAAAUCAGUAUGGCUAUGAGGUGCGGAAGGUGACACUUCAGGCACGGGGGGCUGUGCUUAGCAUCCUGUACCGAAAGGCUUUACAGCUGGGGCCCAGACACCCUCCCACUGGGGAGAUCCUGAACCUACUAGGCACCGACUCUGAGCGGCUGCUCAACUUUGCCGGGAGCUUCCAUGAGGCCUGGGGCCUGCCCCUGCAGCUGGCCAUUACCCUCUACCUGCUGCACCAACAGGUGGAUGUGGCCUUCGUGGGUGGUCUGAUCCUGGCACUGCUGCUGGUUCCCGUCAACAAAGUGAUUGCCACCCGAAUCAUGGCCAGCAACCAGGAGAUGCUACAGCACAAGGAUGCGCGGGUUAAGCUUGUGACAGAGCUGCUGAGUGGCAUUCGUGUCAUCAAGUUCUUCGGGUGGGAGCAGGCGCUGGGGGCCCGUGUAGAGGCCUGCCGAGCUCGAGAGCUGGGGCGACUCUGGGUCAUCAAGUACCUGGAUGCAGCCUGUGUGUACCUGUGGGCUGCCCUGCCAGUCGUCAUCUCCAUCGUCAUCUUCAUCACCUACGUCCUCAUGGGGCACCAGCUCACUGCCACCAAGGUGUUCACGGCCCUGGCACUGGUGCACAUGCUUAUUCUUCCCCUCAACAACUUCCCUUGGGUCAUCAGUGGCCUCCUGGAGGCCAAAGUGUCCCUGGACCGGAUCCAGCGUUUCCUCGACCUUCCCAACCACAACCCCCAGGCCUGCUACAGCCCAGAUCCUCCGACAGAGCCAUCUACAGCCUUGGAGCUACAUGAAGCCCUCUUCUCCUGGGACCCAGUUGGAACCAGCCAGGAGACCUUCAUCAGUCACCUCGAAGUGAAGAAGGGUAUGCUGGUGGGCAUUGUGGGGAAGGUGGGCUGCGGGAAGAGCUCACUGCUGGCUGCCAUCGCGGGAGAGCUGCACAGGCUGCGUGGGCGGAUGGCAGUGUGGAGGCUGUCCAAAGGCUUUGGCCUGGCCACCCAGGAACCCUGGAUCCAGUUUGCCACCAUCCGAGACAACAUCCUCUUUGGGAAGACGUUUGAUGCCCAGCUGUACAAGGAAGUGCUGGAAGCCUGUGCCCUCAACGAUGACCUCAGCAUCCUGCCUGCUGGGGACCAGACAGAGGUGGGGGAGAAGGGUGUGACCCUCAGUGGAGGACAGCGGGCCCGGAUUGCCCUUGCUCGUGCCGUCUACCAGGAGAAGGAGCUCUAUCUCCUUGAUGACCCUCUGGCCGCCGUGGAUGCAGACGUGGCCAACCACCUGCUGCACAGGUGCAUCCUGGGAGUGCUGAGCCACACCACGCGGCUGCUGUGCACCCACCGCACCGAGUACCUGGAGAGGGCUGACGUGGUGCUGCUGAUGGAGGCUGGGCGCCUCAUCCAGGCUGGGCCCCCUUCUGAGAUCCUGCCAUUGGUACAAGCUGCCCCCAAAGCCUGGGCUGAAGAUGGACAAGAGUCUGACCCAGUCACAGCCCAAUCAGUACAGAACCCAGAGAAAACAAAGGAGGGGCUGGAGGUGGAGGAGAGCACGUCUGGCCGCCUGCUGCAGGAAGAAAGCAAGAAGGAGGGCGCCGUGGCCUUCCACGUGUACCGUGCAUACUGGAGGGCCGUGGGCUGGGGCCUGGCCCUCGCCAUCCUCUUCUCUCUGCUCCUCAUGCAAGCAACCAGGAACUCGGCUGACUGGUGGCUCUCCCACUGGAUCGCUCAGCUGAAGGCAGCCAAGAAUAGCUCCCAGGAGGCGCCAGCUCCCACCAGCCUGGGCUCCACAGGGCCACUGUCGGCCCAGUUGCUCUUCUUCUUCCCCGGAAGCCUCUACACCUCAGUGUUCCCAAUGCCCAAAGCUGCCCCCAAUGGCUCCUCAGACAUCCGUUUUUACCUCACCGUGUAUGCGACCAUUGCUGGCGUCAACUCCCUCUGCACCCUCCUCCGGGCAGUGCUCUUUGCAGCGGGCACCCUCCGAGCAGCCGCCACACUGCACCGCCGCCUGCUGAGUCGAGUCCUCAUGCGCCACUACAGGGCCUCCUCGAGGGAGCUGCGGCGCCUGGGCAGCCUCACCCUGUCUCCUCUCUACACCCACCUGGCCGACACCUUGGCCGGCCUCCCUGUGCUCCGGGCCACCGGGACCACCUACAGGUUUGAGGAGGAGAACCAGAGACUCCUGGAGCUAAACCAGAGGUGCCAGUUUGCUGCCAGCGCCACGAUGCAGUGGCUGGACAUUCGGCUACAGCUCAUGGGGGCCGCAGUGGUCAGCGCCAUCGCAGGCAUCGCCCUGGUGCAGCAUCAGCAGGGCCUCGCCAACCCAGGACUUGUGGGCCUGUCACUGUCCUACGCCCUGUCCCUGACGGGCCUGCUCUCCGGCUUGGUGAGCAGCUUCACACAGACAGAAGCCAUGCUGGUGAGCGUCGAGCGGCUGGAGGAAUACUCCUGUGACCUGCCCCAGGAGCCCCAGGGCCAGCGGCCGCAGCUGGGCAUUGGCUGGCUGAGCCAGGGGAGCGUGGAGUUCCAGGAUGUGGUGUUGGUGUACCGGCCAGGGCUGCCCAAUGCCCUAGAUGGGGUGACCUUCUAUGUGAAGCCUGGAGAGAAGCUGGGCAUCGUGGGCCGCACGGGCUCUGGCAAGUCUUCGCUGUUGUUGGUGCUCUUUCGGCUGCUAGAGCCCAGUUCUGGGCGAGUGCUGCUGGACGGCGUGGACACCAGCCAGCUGGAGCUGGCUGAGCUCAGAUCCCAGCUGGCUAUCAUCCCCCAGGAGCCCUUUUUGUUCAGUGGAACUGUUCGGGAAAACUUGGACCCCCGGGGUCUGUAUGAGGACAAGGCCCUGUGGCAGGCCCUGGAGCAGUGCCACCUGAGUGAGGUGAUCGUAUCUGGGGGUGGUCUGGAUGGUGAGCUGGGCGAGGGGGGCCGGAGCUUAUCUCUGGGGCAGAGGCAGCUGCUGUGUCUGGCCAGGGCUCUCCUCACAGAUGCCAAGAUCUUGUGUAUCGAUGAGGCCACAGCAAGCGUGGACCAGAAGACAGACCAGCUGCUCCAGCAGACCAUCUGUAAACGCUUUGCCAACAAGACAGUGUUGACCAUCGCCCACAGGCUCAACACGAUCCUGAACUCGGACCGGGUGCUGGUGCUGCAAGCCGGGAGGGUGGCGGAGCUGGACUCCCCUGCCGUCCUGCGCAAGCAGCCCCACUCGCUGUUCCAGCAGCUGCUGCAGAGCAGCCAGCAGGGAGCCCGCUCCUCUCCCUGAGGGCCCCGAGUCCCCGCCCCACAGGGCCUCCCUCUGUCCUACCCACUGCUGCCUGGCACAGAGGGGCCUGCUGCUUGUUUACACCCCUCUGUGGCUCUACCUCUGUCUCACCUCCGCAGAGGGCAAAAGGGUACCCUGGGUUCCUCUUUACAAACCACUCCUUCUCGGGGGCAGAGUCCCGCGGCUUCCCCAGAAGCAGGCCUCUGUUCUGGCCCUCUUGCAUCUGGGACUCCAGGCGGAUUUUUUCUGACAAAGGAGCCCACAUGCACUUCCAUAGUUUUAUUUGAUAAAAUUCCAUCUUCCACUCUGUGUAUUAAAAAAAUAAUAUUUCUGGCAUGAGGCUGAGG
This is a messenger RNA of Kogia breviceps (pygmy sperm whale), 4890 nucleotides long. The record is from RefSeq and is a predicted model, not a curated record. NCBI's taxonomy places the organism in Eukaryota, Metazoa, Chordata, Mammalia, Artiodactyla, Physeteridae.